Molecule: messenger RNA, 3123 nt
Organism: Aspergillus pseudonomiae
Lineage: Eukaryota; Fungi; Ascomycota; Eurotiomycetes; Eurotiales; Aspergillaceae
Exons: 4
Coding region: 1-3123 (1040 amino acids)
Source: RefSeq, a predicted model, not a curated record
AUGGGCUUCGAUCAGCGACUAAUGUGCUGUGUUGUCGACGAGUUGGCGGAGAGUAGACCAGAGCAGCUCUUCUGCGUACAAUCUGUUUCUUCCGAUUUAUCCCAAGGUUGGCGAAAUGUGUCCAUGAGAGACCUCGCCGGUGCCGUGGAUUACACGGCCUGGUGGAUUGAGAUGGCAAUUGGAAAAGGCUUUGACGGUGAGCCCCUGGCUUAUAUUGGAGCCAAUGACAUCCGCUAUGUGGCUUUCUAUUUGGCUUGCAUGAAGACUGGCUAUGCGGCGUUGUUGCCAUCUCCAAGAAAUUCAAUCGUGGCCACGUCGCACGUUCUAGGUGCCACCAAAUGUUCAAAGAUUGUCUAUAGUGCUGAGAGACACAAAAUCGCCGAAGAAAUACGGGACAAUGUACAAGGAGUCCGAUUGUUUGAGAUACCGAGCCUCUGGGAGGUAUUCGGUGAACAGGCUGCGCCUUACCCUUUCAACGGGACUUUCUAUGAUUUGCAAAAUAAAUCAUGCAUUAUCAUCCAUAGUUCUGGAACCACCGGUCUCCCUAAGCCGGUAUAUCUGACAAACGGAUUCUUCAGCGUUAUUGACAAUAUUCACAGGAUACCAACUCCGCAUGGCAGACUGAACAAGUCGAUCAGCUCAGUAGCGCAAGGUAAACGUCUGUUCACCAUGGCUCCGAUGUUCCAUUUAAUGGGGCUUGUCACUCUCUCGGGUGCCAUUUUCCACGAUACACCCGUGGUCUUGAGCCCCGAACGACCGAUUACCCCGGCACUACUUUGUCAAAUCCUAGAGACUGCGCGUCCGGAAGCAGCUCUGCUCACACCAUCGGUCAUGCAAGAGUUGUCCGCUUUCGAAGAAGGUUUGAUGGGCUUACAAAAGUUCGAAGCAAUAAUGUUCGGCGGCGCACCGCUUGCACCGGAGGUCGGCAACAAGUUGAGUGAAAAGGUGGCUCUCGUCUCGGUCAUUGGCUCCAGUGAAGCUGGGUUCAUGCCAGCCUUGAUUUGCACGCACCGUGAAGAUUGGGAAUAUUUUGAGUGGAACCCAUAUAGUCGUAUACACAUGGAGUCCAUUGAUGAUGAAGUGUUUGAGGCUGUCAUACGGAAGGGCGAACAUCAUGAGUUCUCCAGUAUCUUCCAUACCUAUCCUGAUAUCACUGAAUAUCGAACAAAAGAUCUAUACACGCCACACCCAACCAAAUCAGGGCUGUGGAAAUAUCACGGUCGUCUUGACGACGUUAUUGUGCUCAGCAACGGUGAGAAGUUCAACCCGAUCGACAUGGAGAAUAUCGUGGAGUGUCAUUCCUUAGUUUCAAAGGCCGUCGUUAUUGGCCAAGGGCGAUUCCAGUCUGCGUUACUCGUACAGCCAAACUGGGAGCAAUGGAGUGAGGAUCAAGACAAGGAGGACUUUAUCCAGAAAAUAUGGCCUACCGUUGAGAGGGCGAAUGCCAUUGCUCCCGGCCAUGCCCAUGUCUUGCGCACAAAGGUUGCCCUAGCUAAGAAAGAUACACCAUUCGCGCUAACCCCCAAGGGUACAGUCCAGAGAAGACAGAUAUCCGAAGACUACAAAAAUGAAAUUGACGCUUUAUACGCCAACGACGACGAGGAGUGCAUUGAUGGUUUACCACAGAGCACAGACCUUGAAAGUAUCCAGCAAUAUAUCCGCACAGUGGUGUCACAGCUACUUUCUGUUGAGCAAAUCAGUGGUACUAGCGACAUAUUCUCACUGGGUAUGGAUUCGCUCCAAACACUGCAACUGAGCAAGAUCCUGCAAACUGCCGUCCAGCAUCUUUCUGCUGAUCACCACUCUGACCCGAUUACAAGCCAAAAGCUAUACGCUUAUCCGACUCCUGAUAGGCUGUCACAGUAUGUUUAUGGGCUGAUAAAUGGUCAGACCAAGGAGGGCAAUACUGAGGAUGAGGAGGCUUCUAGACCUGGGAGAAUUGCAGGAUUGGUCAAAAAGUACACCGGUGAUUUACCGCAGAGAAAAAUCACAAGUUUCAGCAGGUCAGCAAAGCAUGCAGUUAUUCUGACCGGUUCUACUGGAUCAUUAGGUAACUACAUACUGAAUGAGUUACUCAAUGAUGGAGAGAUCCCCACCAUCUACUGUCUCAAUCGGGCAGAGGAUGCAAGACAAAGACAGAUCGACAGCUUCAAGGAAAAAGGACUUGCAAUUCCGCACGACUUCGAUGAACGGGUUGAGUUCAUACACACCCAGUUUGGAGCUCCAAAACUUGGCUUGCCCGCCGACAAAUAUAACGAACUCACGGAGUGUGUGGAUCUCAUUAUCCACAAUGCAUGGAAGGUCAAUUUCAACCACAGGGCUGAGGCAUUCGAGGAUCCCCAUAUCCGAGGCGUACGUAACCUGGUGGACUUCAGUCUACGAAGUGCCCAUUCGGCACAUAUCCACUUCAUCUCCUCGAUCUCAACCGUGAGUGCGUGGGGCCCUCAGCACGGCCCAUCCGUGCCCGAAAUCCCUCUAGAGGAUCCUGAUGUGGCAUUGCGCCAAGGGUAUGGGGAAUCCAAGUUCGUCGGCGAGCGCAUCUGUGCUCUCGCGUCAGCUAUUGCAGGCGUGCCGACCAGCAUCCAUCGCGUGGGACAGAUCGGUGGUCCAACGAUGGAAAAGGGUCUAUGGAACCGACAGGAAUGGUUACCUUCUCUGGUUGCGACAUCCAAGACAAUCGGAAAAGUACCAAGUACCCUUGGUGCAAUGCCGGUUGAUUGGAUUCCUAUAGAUAUUAUGGCCAAGAUCGUGGUCGAUAUCACGCAGUCCCGACGCGCUACCGAGGACGUCACCAGAACGGCCGCCUUCCACCUCGUCAACCCUCAUGCUGCAAGCUGGGAAUCACUUAUCCCGGCCAUCCAGAAGUAUUAUACCGCUGAGGUUGUCGACAUGAAUGACUGGAUGGCUGCCUUAGAGGGGUUUAGCAAUCCAACGGAUGGUGAUUUACAAGACAUGCCGGCUCUCAAAAUCAUAGAUUUCUAUAGGGGAUUGGCCGGCAAUCAUGGUACUUUUACCAGCAUGAUGGAGAAUGUGAAGACACAGGCAGCUAGUAAGGCAAUGCGUGAUCUCGGGCCGAUUGACGGGGCUAUCAUGGAGAACUGGAUCAAGCAAUGGCAAUUCUGA